Closterium sp. NIES-65 is the source of this 2553-nucleotide messenger RNA. Lineage: Eukaryota; Viridiplantae; Streptophyta; Zygnematophyceae; Desmidiales; Closteriaceae. The record is from the annotation of a GenBank genome assembly.
AUGGAGGCCAAGAAGCAGGGUCAGAAGAGGGGGGGCGACGGAGACGAUUCGGCGAACGUGAAGCGGAGCAAGGGAGCCGGGGGGUCUCACGUCGCCGGCGACGGGAGCAAGGGGGCCGGAGAAGGUGGCGGCGGCGGGGGAGACGGAGACGAUUCGGCGAGCGUGAGGCGGAGCAAGGGAGCGGGGGGGUCUCGUGUCACCAGCGAAGGGAGCAAGGGAGCCGGUGAAGGCAGUUCGGGGAAGCAGUCGGGGAAGAGCGUGGUCCACAUCCUCAAGAAGCACUGGGCUACUGUUUCAUCGCCCAACACGGGCCAUGGUGGUGGGGGUCCCGCCGACGAGCAUGCCGCUGAUGACGCACGGCCAAGGGCUCCGCCUGUGGUGGCCGAGAAGCCGCCACGACAGGGUAGCGGAGAGAAAGGGCUGAGCGGCAAGGAAAAGGCUGCCGCCAAAACGACCCCAGGCGUUUCCGCGAAAACUGGCCAAGGGCCGACUGCCGGGGUAGUGAAGGCAUCAGCGGUUCCUCACCAGCCUCCCGCGGGUGCACGCCCUCCGACCGGACUGUCUGCCGGGGGACCUGCCGACGUCCCGCGCCAUGCCGACGUCCCGUCUGCCGACAAGGUUGGCCGCGCGGGGAAAGUGGCGGCAGUUGCUGACGCGCUAAAGGAGCAGCUGAGGCUCCUUGCCGGCCACAAGGCUCCUCAACAGCCUCCUCCCGCUGUCGACGUCUCAUCGGCCGGUGUGCCACGUGUAGUGCCGGUCAUCGCCGCCCGUACUCCUGCAGACCCAAAGUCCGCGUUCCUGCGCGCCCAGUUGGGCGCACUAGCGUCGACUGCGCCAACUCAGAAGGCAUCCGGCUCUGGCGCUACGUCGUCGUCGGCGAAUGUCGCACCACCCACCCCUGCGGCAGUUGAGGCCCAUCUGGAUGCCGCCAAACCCCGAACACUGGCCAUCUCCGACACGGCACAUGUGGAGCCUUCGGCGGGUCCCGUCGGCAGUUCAGCAGAGCCUAGUGCGAUCGGUGAUGCUGCCGGUGAAGGAAAGGCGAAACGGAAGGGGAAGGCGGGCUCACAAAGGAAGACGCGGGAGAGGUCGGAGGUGAAGGCGGCGGAUAGAGGGAAGGCGAAGGCGGCGGAUAGAGGGAAGGCAAAGGCGGCGGAGACGGCAGCGGACAAAGAUGGUGGCGGCAAUACGGGGAUGAAAGGGAAAGCGGGGGAGCAUCAGGAGAAUUCGCUCGGCGAGGGUACGUCGACGGGGAGGAAGGGGAAGGACAAGUCGGUCGGAGAAGGUACGUCAACGGGGAGAAUGGGGAAGGAGAAGGCGGUCGGCGAUGCUUUGUCGAAGGGGAGAAAGGGAAAGAAGAAGGCGGAGGAGGAUGAGGAGGUCAAGGAGGUGGAGGAGGUAGAGCAUGAGGAGGAGGAAGAGGAGGAAGAGGAGGAGGAGGAGGAGGAGGAGGAGGAGGAGGAGGAGGAGGAGGAGGAGGAGGAGGAGGAGGAGGAGGAGGAGGAGGAAGAAAAGGGCAAGGAGAGGAGGGGUCAUGGCAUCCGACACGACAGCUCGGGCGACGGGGAAGGGUGGGUCGGCGAGAUUAAGGUGCACGGCAUCAAUCGAAACAUCGGCAAGUCGCGUGACAAGAUGGAGCUCUCGUACGUGCACUCCAUCGCGUACGUCGUCUACGACGGUUUCGUGAGCAAGGUGCUCAUGUCUGAGCUCAUCGUCUUGGACAGCGCCGAAUUGGGGAGGUGGAAGGAGGUGCGGGAGGAGGUCAAGAUCUUGCCGACAAGGAUGUGGACGGUGAUGUGGGCCCGGGGUACGCUCCUUCCGAAGACACGGCUGAACGAUAUCCUCGACAAGUAUCGUCAUUACAAGGCCUCAGGCGAUGCUCUCCAUGCCGCGCUCCUGCCAGCGAUAUGGUACCCAGUUGAUGCCAACACCGAGGAUGGCCAAAAGAAGUCGGCGUCUAUGAUGUCGGCGAUGAUAGGUCGCGUGUCCAUGUGCGCUGCGAACGCGGCGAAGAAGGAGGGAGACAAGGAGGAGAAGACGGAUAUGGCGGCAUGGGCGUUAGCAGCGUCCGCAUGCGCUGUGUGGUGCUUCGUCGAGAACGGCGAUGCCCAGGUGGCGGAUGCUAUGGAGGAAGGGAAGGCGGCGGCGCUUGUGUGCGGAGCAAGCCAGGCGACCGCCGAUGUAUUCGGAACUGUCAUGGAGGCGGUGCAGAACGUCGCGAUCAACAGGGACCGCCCCCUGGGAGAGGUUGCGUACAACGUCGCGCCAGCACUGCAGAGGCACGCCCUUGACAAGGUCUACCCGGGGGGGAAUGCUGGCGUCGAUGCCGACGUGGUCGCUAGAGCCACGGUCGAGACCAUGGCGUUCUGGGGAAUGUGCCCCGUCGCCGGGCCGAAACUCAAAGCGAAGGAUAUCGCGGUGCCGUGCGACGCGCAGAUGAAGGCCGACCUUGACAACAGGGGGAGGAGGGGUCAGAGGGGCAAGAAGGGGACGGAGGCCAAGGGCGGCACGGGGAAGAAGGGGACGAAGGCCAAGGACAGCACGGCGGCGUAG